Messenger RNA from Trichobilharzia szidati, 6675 nucleotides. The record is from the annotation of a GenBank genome assembly. NCBI's taxonomy places the organism in Eukaryota, Metazoa, Platyhelminthes, Trematoda, Strigeidida, Schistosomatidae.
AGCCAGUAAAACCGUACGAUUUUAAAAGGGAGUCAUGAAGAAGCUUUUUUCUAAGCUGCAAAUAGGCAAGCCUUCAAGGGAAAACAGUCCAUCUGCAUCAUCAUUGGGAAGUCAUGAUAGUCUUCACAAUGUUUCCAAUGGAAAUGUGAAGUCUGUGUGGAGUUAUGUAGUAAAUGAGAAAGAUUUACCGAAACUGCAUAAAGCUGUAUGGAAAGAAGAUAUAAAAAAGGUUAAGAAUUUAGUAAGAAGAGAGCCCAUGGUUGGUGAUAAGUAUAAUAGGACUCCACUUCAUUACGCCUGUUUUAAAGGAAACGAGGAUAUCGUACGUGAAUUACUUGAAUUCAACGCUAAAGUCAAUGUUGUUGACAAUAACUUUCAAACGCCACUAAUGAAGGCUAUAGAAGGAGGAUUCUGUCAGUGCAUAAAACUGCUGAUGGACUACAGAGCAGACCUUACUGUUCAGGACUCAGAAGGCAAUGCAGCAAUACACCAGGCUAUAAACAGUUCUUCCCCUGAGAUUGUUUCACUAUUAAUAAAGGCUGGUGUUUCUAUUAACACUCAUAACCAGGAAGGAAAAACAGGUCUUCAUUUGGCCGUUGAAAGGCAGGAUGUGGAAAUGGUUAGCCAUCUUCUAAGGAAUGGUGCAGAAGUAAACUGUGUUGACAAAAGUGGAAGAUCUGCUCUUAUGCUUGCCUGCUUACAAGGAAACAAUAAGAUAACUGAAAUUCUAAUGAGUCAUGGGGCCUCUGCUAGCUUAAAAGAUAAAAAAGGUCAUACACCCAUGGAGGUAGCCUUAGAAAAAGGUCAUUUAGAAUGUCUACAGAUAAUGUCGACAAUGGCAAAGAAUAAUGCAAAUACCAAAACACCAUCCCUUAUUGAUGACAGUGAUGAAAGUUCUGAAAAAUCUUACGAAAUAAUAAACAGUCUAAAUGGACAUUUAGAUGACGGUGAGACAGAAGAUGAAGGGGGAGUAAAAAGUAAAGAACAUAUAGUCGUUGAUAAACCUCCCGUUCCGCCUAACUUUACUUCAAGUGAAAGCAGAGAAUCCCACAGUGCUAGAAGAUCUACUGCAAAUUCUCAUGUAACGGAAGUUGAACGUGAAAACGGCGAUAACAUUAGUAGUGUGAAUUCAUUUUCAGACGAUAGGUAUUUUGAAAGCCAUAAAUCAGAAGGGCUUAUAACUACGGAUUUAAGCCAACGUGAACAUUCACAAACAUCUGAAAUGAAGGAUUGUUUACAUAAGAAUCAAACGGCAACGGAAAUUAUUUCAGAUGAUUUUCUUGAAGAAAAUGCUCUUGAAAGUUUGGAGGUACAAGAGCCAAUUAUCUGGUCACCAAGAAGCUUGAAAGAUAUUCAGCUGCCUAUUCAUGAUCACGUGAAUUCUGGACCUCAAAUAAAAUAUUUAGAUCCAUUACUAGACCCACUCUCUGUAAAUGCAACUAAUGCCGAAAUACCUCUAAAAAGUGAAGUUGUCAAAUUUGAAUUACAUCAAAAUACUUCAAGUGCACUUAGUGCAUCACCAGCAACAGGAUGUUUUGAAAAAUAUUCUAGUUCGUCAGAAAUUCAUGCAGUUAUGCCUAUGGAAUCUUGCUCUGAAAAGACACGGUCCAGUUCUGUAUCCUGUAAACGUGAAGAGAAUAAAAAUAAAGAAGUUAUAGGGGAAUUAGAAACACUUGUGAAUCAAUCAAAUGGACUGUUGGUUAAUAAACCUAAAAAUGAUGGUGAAAAUUUAUUUUCGAUGCGUAACACUGAAGAAAGAGAAGAGAACUCAUGGAAUAGUGACACAGAGUCUGAAUCACUUGAUCGAAUGGCACAAAUUGAAGCAGUAAUGAAUAAACAAAUCCGAGAAUAUGCAAAAGUAAGCUUUUUGUCUCGAUCUACUGGUCCUUCUACAACGUCACCACAACAGAAUCAAGGAGAUGCAAAUUCAUGCUUAGAUAAAAAUAAAUUGGAAAUUAAGAAUAUACCAUGCAGUGAAAAUAAUAUGAGAUGGGAUCAAAGUGAUUGGGACUCAGAAAGUUCGACAGGUAUUUCUUCUAUUGAAGUAAAAGUAAAUGAUCAAGUGAAAGCAUUCUUGCUUUCACCUAAGCAUAAAAUGUCACCUAAUGGAGACUACUGUCAAGAUAAUAGACUCACCAAUGGUUAUAGUAUCAAUUCUACAAAUAAAGUACCCAAUCCAUCUAUCAAUCAAGAAGAGUCAAAUGCACCUACUAAAGAGGUAACAUAUAGUGACAAGUUGAAAGAAAUCGAUUGGGAUUCAAGUUCAGAUAUCGAUAAUAGCAUUAAAAAUAUACCUUUGGUAAAUGAUAUAUCUAAUGGUGUUAAUCAUUUAAUAAAUAAUAAAACACCUAAAAACCUUAAUAGUUCUCCUACUUCGGACUUGAGCAUGAAUAAGAAAAGUUUAGUUUAUUUAGAGUCUCAUCACCCCAUGAAUGAAAUGGAGUUACAAAUUAAUCGGAAGUCUGACACAGAAAUGAAACCUUUAGAAAAUGCUGCCGAUUUCGGGAAACAAAAUGGUAAAUUGGAUACUCCUGACUACGGAGAAUCUCAUUCACCACUAAAUAAUGCUGAUAAAGUUAUUAAUUCGGAUUCAUCAGAUGAUACAAGCACCUAUGAUGAAGUGGACAGUUUAUCACCGAUUACUGAGGAAGAAGAAGAUGGCGAUGAAAUGCUAAAGGAGAAACGUAAAGUCAUAAAUAAAGGGCAUACAGUCCAAUGUAUCACACAAUCUUCAACAGAUGGAAGAAAAUACAAUACAGUGCCUGAUGUACUACUUCCUUUAUCUGAAAUCGAUGCUGUACAAAGAUUUGAAGAUACUGAACCUAUACCUGCUGUUCCAUACAGUGAACAUUCUUCGGAUAAUAGUAGAAUUCAUGAGUCAAAUGAUAAGAUACAAUGUUUAUCUCGAUCUAAAGUGAUGAAUGGUACUGAGCAUACACAACAGAUACCAUACAAUUCGGUUACUGAAAAUUCUGAAGUGAAAAACAAUCCCAUUUCAACAACACUAGAACAACAUUUAUCUACAAUGAAUGGUAUACCAACGCUGACUGAUCAUUAUGUCGUGAUGUCAAAAAAUCAGAAAUCAACACAACCAUUAAAAAGUGAUCAAACAUUUGAUUAUUUUGAACUGAAUUCUAUGGGAAGACUAAAUUCUGAAGCAGGUGAUUCAUUACAAAACAUUUCUAUGCACAAUGGAGAAGCAGCAGUUUGUGGAUUAAAUGAAGAUUCAAAAGAUAAUCAAAGUAUAAUGUCAUUCGAAAAAUCAAGUCCAAAUUUCAAGUGUAGUUCACCAAGAGAAACUUCUACAAGAUCAACGAGGUCAAGUGACAGACAGUUUCUUAAUUUACAACCCCUUGUUGUUGAAAGUCGCAGAAGAGUAUUAUGUACAUCAGUUGUUGUUGAUCCAGACUCAAAGUUCACUUCCAAAGGUGCAACACUUGAUACAACACUAGAAGAUACAGAUUCGAUUAGUUUGGAUACAAAUUUAGAACCUAACUGUCACCUUGAUGAGUUACACCAAACAAAAUCCCCUGAGAAAGACAAAACAUCAUACAGCGUACGCAAAAGUUUAUUGCCUAAUCAAAUGGAUUCAAAUGAAAGAUCCGAUAUACACUCAAAGUCUUCAUGUUUAAAUGAUACAAAUAAACUUGUAGUUCAUUUUAACCAGGAUGAAAAUCUACUCAAUAAAUCCAAGUUGGCAAAUCAAGUUGAUUUUGAUCAGAUUAAACCUACUCAAAAUGAGGAGUGCAAAGAGGAGAAAUUGGAGAAAUUUUUAAAUAAAUGUACCAGCGUUAUAAGUCAAGAAUAUGACAGCAAGAAAACUGAUCCACAAAUAAACUCAUCAAUGUGUUCUGUUGAAAAGUUACGGGCACAAUUAUUACAAGCGCUUCAAGCCUUACAAAAAGAGCAUAAUGCAUAUGAAGAAUUAGAAGCAGCUAGAGAUGCAUGCGAAGCGCGUAUAAGAGAAAUGAAUUUACAGAAUAUGAAUCUUUUAUCAAAUACGUGCGAUGAACAAAAGUCAAAUAAUUCAGUCAUUACAAACGAAAUCGCUAUGAAUAUGGAACUACGUAAUCAAAUUGAGAGACUAAAGUUUGAAUUAACCAUGAAACAAGAAAAAAGUGAACAUUUAGAAAGGGAAUUGAAAAAUAUGAAUGAAUGUUAUUCUAAGCUAAAUGAGAACAUGAUCAAAACGGAGAAUGAAAAAGAUGAUCUUGAGAGUCAAGUUAGCCAACUAAUGCGACGUUUAGAAAUAUUGCAGUCGGAUAAUAUGAAGAUAAAUGAAGUCAAUACAAGGCUGAAAGCAGAUGUAGCAGAGUACAGUAAUGCUCAAGAAAGAUUCAAAAAAAUGAAGGACAACUUGUUCCACCAUCGACGUUUACUAGAAACACAACAAGCUACACUGAAUAACGGACUAAAACAUGUACGACUAAGAGUUGAUGACAUCAAAACUGUGAUCGGUGAUAUGAAACAAUGGUGCAAGUUGAAUUCGAGUGAUGCUAAUGAUGAAACUAAAAAUAAUCCGGUAAAAUGUGAUGCAUCACAAAUGGUUAAUGCAACUGUUGAUUAUACUGAAAAAAAUGAAAUCUUACAGCAAACUCUUGAUAAGAAAUUACAAGAAAUUGAUUAUUUGACAGAUGUUCAUCAGAAGCUCACAGCGUGUUAUGAUACUGUGCAUAAAAAGCUGGAGAAAUAUUUAUACAAUGAGCGUCUGAUUUACAACAAUUUGACGAAACUAUCACAGAAUUACGAUAUUAACGUUAAUAAUAGCAACAAUGGAACUGUCUCGGAUGUACUAGUUCCUCCACCUAUAACAAAUUCUGUACUAUAUCAGUUAACAAGUUUACUACGAAUAAUGGGUGCUAAUCAGGAAUCAGCAAACGAUUUAACCAGUCACCUAGACUCAAUAAAAUCACAUGGCAAAAUACCAUCUACUGAGUCAGUUCAACAGAAUCAUAUACAAGAAGUUACACUUGAAGAAAUUACUUCAUUAGCUGGUAAACUUGCAUCAACUGAAAAGAGCCUUUAUGAAAUCCGUAAGGAGUAUGAACAAUGUGUAACUGAAUUAAAACGAAGUGAUGCCCAACUCAGCUCAUCUGAACUUAUUAUUAAUCAGCUGACAAAUGAAUUAAAUCAAUACAAGGAACUGAAGGAGACAAGAGAAUCACAAUUUAAUCAGUCAUCGACAAGUACUCAAACAGAUUGUGCAGAUAGUCAAGCGCUUCCUUCUAUAAAGUUGGAUGAACGUAAUCCACUCAUCAAAGAAUUGUUAUCUAGACUUGAACAAGCUGAACAAAAAGUUAGCCAAUUAACCAAUCUAAAUGUCAUGAAUUCAUUGAAAUCUUCAGAAGAAAAUGACAAAUCUUUGCAGACGGAUAAUUAUGAGAUAAAGGACCACUGUAACAAACAGAAUACAGUAAAAGUCACAAAGUCACUUGAAGUCAAGGCCAACACACCUAGAGAACUCAAAAAUGACGAUGAAGUAGAAAAUGUCUCACCGCAUUUCAUUGAUCAAAUCAGUACACUACGUAAGCGUAUUUCUGAAUUAGAAUCAGAUCGAGAACGAUUAUGCAAAGAGAAUGAACGUCUUAGUGAUCGUACAGAGAAACAACGAAGAUUUACUGAAAAGUUAACCAAUCAUCUUUGUCAGUCAACACUGACUCAACAAACGCAACAACCUCAGAUAAUUCCGCCACAACCACCGAUUCAACAAUUACCUACAUUGGGUUAUUCAAUGUACACUCAGCCAACUAUUCUUCUUCCACAACCAGUGUGUAAUGUAACGCAGCAUGGUUUGCAAAGUCCACAUGUUAUACCACUAUGUGCAUGGAAUGGAACAGACUCUGUUAGCUCACAUCAUGCUGAUGUACUGAAUGAAGACUGUACACAACAACACCAAAUAAAUUUACAUUCACCACUAUUGAAAUCACAAAAUCCUACAACACUGUCAACUCCUGAAAAAAUUUCUGAUCAAAAUAUUCAGCAAGUGCAUAUGCCUUCUUCAUGGUCUUUGGAUCAAGAAGGUGAUGCUGACGGUUUACAAGAAACACAAGUUGACAAUUUGUUCACAGAACAACAAUUGCGGAAUACAGAUAUUUUAAAAGAUUCUAAAUUAGUAGAGAAACGACAAGUUAUCGACAGAAUUCGCCAUGAGACAUUUCUUCAACUCAAACCAGAACUGGAGCGUAGUAUCAGCUUACAUAUGGGAGACAACAGCUGUGAUUCAAUGGAGUUUCAUAGAUCGCAUUUUGAUUCAGACUAUAAACAAAGUGGUAGAUUAUUUCAAUCAUCUAUAUGGAGAACACGUCCAUCUCGAGAAAAUCAUACAACAAGCCUUAUCCUUUUAAACGCUGAACGUAGUCUUAAGAAUAUGGAACGUAGACGUCGAUUUCUUCCCAAUCCAGAUUACAGAUCAGAUAAAUAUUUAGCAGCCUUGAAAAACAAAUAUAUUAUACAAUGAUAAUUUUAUUUUUAUUUUUAUGAUUCAGUAUAUAAAAUGUAUUCAAACCUAAUUCAGAGCUUCCACUAACUGAAUAGAGUAUAAUAUGUAUUAUAUAUAUACAUUUAUUCAUUAUCUCUUUUUAUCUUAAUUGCUUAUCAGUAUAUUGUAAUUAUAGGUAUAUUGUUCCAAGAACAGUAUUUGUAUUUAUAUACAUAUACCAUUAUUUUUACACCUGG